Kwoniella shivajii is the source of this 2190-nucleotide messenger RNA. RefSeq lists its product as uncharacterized. The record is from RefSeq and is a predicted model, not a curated record. Lineage: Eukaryota; Fungi; Basidiomycota; Tremellomycetes; Tremellales; Cryptococcaceae. Gene Ontology annotation, cellular component: fungal-type vacuole membrane. Gene Ontology annotation, molecular function: oligopeptide transmembrane transporter activity. The coding region runs from base 1 to 2190 and encodes 729 amino acids. The transcript is spliced from 11 exons.
AUGAAUCCAGUAUCACCACCAUCGACUCGAGGGCUACUUCAUGAUAUACCGGUAGAAUCCGACAACGAUGAAUAUGGAAGCGGUUCAGCAGAUCGAGAAUUGAUAGAGGGAGAUUUCACGUUUCGAGCAGUCGCUGUAGGACUCGGAGUGGGUGUGAUACUGUGUAUGACAAAUAUCUACUUUGGACUGCAAACAGGAUGGGUGUCUAUGAUGUCGCUUCAAUCUGCUCUUCUCGGGUUCGCCAUAUUCAAGCUCCUUCCCCACCUUCCCUCGCUUUUCCCGGCUUCGCGUCCACUCACACCACAAGAGAACGUCGUACUCCAGACAACAGCCGUUGCAACAGGUACAAUGCCUCUGGCAGCAGGAUUAGUGGGAAUCAUACCAGCUUUAGAGAUGUUGACUAUCAAAGAAGAUGGCAGGGAACCCAUUAAGCUUGGGUAUGGAAGUCUGGUAGCUUGGUGUCUAGCCGUAGCUUUCUUUGGUGUUUUUCUAGCUGCUCCAUUGAGACGUCAAGUUAUAGUAAAAGAAAAGCUGGUGUUCCCCUCUGGCACUGCAACCGCUCAACUUAUCUCUCUUCUUCACAAAAUCCCACCUCCUUCAAAAGCACUCAAGCCUUCUUCCACCGCAUAUAGACGUCUUCCUCGAACAUCUCGAUCAGUCUCACCUCCGGAGAGAACAGUGACAGAGGAAGCUGCCAUUGAUAGGUAUGAUGCGGUCGAAAAGGAUAGUGAAGUGAUGAAGGGUUCUGGGUGGUGGGCUUUAGGGUGGAGCUUUUUCGCAAGUGGAUCCUUGACAGUUUUGAGUUUCUUGUUCCCUAUAAUCUUCGCCAUCCCCAUCUUCGAUGUUUGCAGUGCACCGUUUGGGGCAAGCGCAGCGGCGACUUGGAUGUGGUGGUUUACACCUUCGCUGUCUUACGUCGGACAAGGUAUCAUCAUGGGUCUUGCCGUCACUGUGUCGAUGAACAUAGGUAUGCUAGUUGGCUGGGCAGUACUAUCUCCCCUUUCAAAGCAUUUGGGUUGGGCACCGGGACCUGUGGGUUCGACUACUGAAGGAGCGAGAGGAUGGAUUCUUUGGGUAGCACUGGCUAUUAUGAUAGCGGAAUCUAUCAUUUCCUUACUUCCGAUAACAAUAUCUUCCGCUUCAACACUUAUUCGACACUAUCGUCAGCGAUCUACCGGUCCUCGGAUAUUUCAACCCUCCUCUUCACCUCGAUCAUCGAAUGUCACAGAUGACGAUUACUAUGAUCCGCUUGACGAGAACGAAGACGAUGAUCCAGAGGUUGAGCCUCCUGAGAGAUUGGUCCCUAUGAGCUGGAUCAAGGUUGGACUGGUGUCAAGUUCCAUAUUGGGUGUAGGACUAGUAUGGGCUGUAUUCGGGAAAGACGGUAUCCAUCCAUGGGCGACUGCUUUAGGGCUUGUUCUAGCCAGUAUGUUAAGUCUGAUCGGUGUAAGGGCUCUAGGCGAAACGGAUCUGAACCCUGUCUCGGGUAUCGGCAAGAUCAGUCAGCUGCUGUUCGCAGUCCUGCAACCAGGAAAUGUGGUGGCAAAUAUUAUCGCUGGUGGAGUAGCAGAAGCGGGUGCUCAGCAAGCUGGUGAUCUCAUGCAAGACCUCAAAACAGGUCAUCUCCUUCGAGCUUCGCCAAGAAGUCAAUUCUACGGUCAGAUGAUUGGUUCUUUAGCAAGUGUUUUCGUUUCUACCGCAGGGUAUAAAUUUUACACUUCUACUUACCAAAUUCCCGGACCUCAAUUUGCUGUCCCUUCUGCUGGUAUCUGGUUGAAUUUGGCGAGAUUGCUAAAUAAUGGUCAUUUACCAUUACACGUGAUUCCAUUUAUGAUUUCAUUCGGACUUAUCUUCGCUAUCAUAUCAGCAAUCAAAGCAUUCAAGAAAUAUCUUCCACCUUACAGAUGGAUCGAUUAUCUUCCUUCUGGAAUCGCAUUCGCAGUUGGAUUCCUGAACUCGCCAUCAUUCUCAAUAGCUCGAUUGAUAGGUGGAUAUAUAGCUUAUAGAAGUGCUAAAAAUUCAAGAAAUGGUGAAACUCCUUUACUCGCUAUAGUGGUAGCGAGUGGCUUUGUCCUAGGAGAGGGUGUUUUGAGUAUAGUAACUCUGACAAUGGCAAGUGCCGGAAUGAAAGCUGUUAGUUGUUAUGGAUGUGAGAUUGGUGGUGGUGGAUAUUGUUCAGGAGGUUGUUAG